This is a messenger RNA of Gordionus sp. m RMFG-2023, 2018 nucleotides long. RefSeq lists its product as uncharacterized. The record is from RefSeq and is a predicted model, not a curated record. The coding region runs from base 196 to 1839 and encodes 547 amino acids. Lineage: Eukaryota; Metazoa; Nematomorpha; Gordioida; Chordodea; Parachordodidae. The transcript is spliced from 2 exons. Gene Ontology annotation, cellular component: cytoplasm; nucleus. Gene Ontology annotation, biological process: protein refolding; response to heat.
UUACGAAAAUAAAAUGUUUUUUUUAUUUAUUUUUACUUACAUUUUUAAAACAUUUGCUAAAUAUUUUUUAAAUUAAAUCGCAAUAUGUUUAAUUUAUCAAGAGCCAUUGAAUGCUCGAAUAUUAAUCAGUGAUUGAAUAUUUGAAAAAAUCCUAAUUAAAUUCAACUGCUGAUCAACCUAAAGUAAAAUUAACAUAUGUCCAUUCCGGAAUCAUCCACUACUCCUCGCAUCAAAAAGCAUACCUCAACUUUAACUAUCCCAAUAAAUGUGAAUCCUCAAAGCGAUUUUGGGAGUGAUAAACGAAGAGAAAGCAAUGAAAAGAUUCUAUCACAAGAAUUGAACCGCAUGAAUUUUAAAAUGAAUGAGCUAAGGAAAAGUUUUGAGGAUUUGACGAGUUCAGAAUCUUCUCACGCCUUUAAACAUAAAGAUGAAGGCCAUCGUUCUUUUGAACGCACAAAACGGGAAGAGGUUCAAAACAGUGGACUAUCCUCGUGUUAUUCCACUAUGCCAGGUCGGUUUGAAACAAUAAAGCAGCAAGUAGCCCCAACCCCCGUAGACAAUUUUGAGCGCGAGGUUCAAAAUUUUCGAAAAAAUUUUGAUGAAUUUAAACGUUCCACGACAGCAAAUAGGACCCCUACCCGAGAAGAUAUCCCUUUUACAAACAACCCUAGAACCAUGACCUCCACGAUGAUGAAUGACUCAUUCCACACACCAUUUGGGACUAUGGCAAGUACGGGAAUGUCUGGUGUGGCAACGGAUGAGAGUCACAGAAUUGUGGAAAGCUCUUCCGGACGUAAGCUCUACCAGGUUACUCUCAAUAUGAAAGACUUCAAGCCACAAGAUAUUCGUGUUAAAAUUGUGGAUGGCAAGGUGUUGAGGGUGGAAGGUCGGCUAGACGCCAAGACAGAAACAGGUGGAAACAUUCAAAAAGAAUUUCAUCGCGAAUUUACAAUACCGCCAAACGUUGAUACGGAUGCCUUAGUGUCACGGAUUGAUGCCCGUGGCAUUAUGAAUCUAGAGGCACCCGUUUUGAUUCAAUAUGAUGGAAUAGACUCUCGGCACCCCAUAGCUUCUCCUGAUAAAUUUAGUAGUUCCACUUCUCGUUCUUUCAGUGCCACUUCAAACUCAUUCUUUAACAACAAUUCAGAAGACGGGCAUAAGAUAAUUCUACCCGAAGAAGAUAUUCUUCUUCCACGCCGCAAGUAUUCCUGGACGAGUGGAAACCCUUAUAUUGGACGACCACCCAAUAUUUUAUCAGCUAUGGCCCCCCGUUCCGGGGUAGAGCCUUUCAAAUUGACCGUAGAUAUGAAAGGUUACUCAGCCGAUCAAAUCAAAAUAGACGUGCGAGAUGACUCUCUCUUGCGUAUCCGAGCUCGGCGCGAUAAUAAAGAUUCGGGUGGCAUGAUAUCUCGAGAAUUCAAUCGUGAGUACACUAUCCCUCGAGACGUGAAUCUAGACUCUAUAACCUCGCUACUCUCAAAAGAAGGCAUUCUGACCAUUGAAACGGUUCUCCCUCCAUCUAUGGCAGAACCUAUAGAUGUAAUCCCUGAUGUCUUUGCAUACCACAGGCAGGAGGAACCUAUCCUUGACACCCCAGGAUUUAAGCUCACUUUUGACAUGAAGGAUUACGUACCGGAAGAGAUUAAGGUUAAAGUCCUAGGCGGUAGUUUGCGGAUCGAAGCCAAACACAUGGAAAAUUCGCCCGAAAAGGGCUCCAUAGUUCGGGAAUUUAGUCGGGAAUACGUUAUUCCGGCCCAUGUUGAACCCGAUCAAUUGAGGUCUUCUCUUUCAAAUAUGGGCAUACUCACUAUUGAAGCGCCAUCGUUUCAACCCAAAUGAAAACAAAACUGAUGCUUACGUGUAAAUAAAAAUUUUUUAUUUUCAAAUUAAAAAUAUUUUUCUCUUAAUUUAAAUUGUUACAUCUUUUUGUUAUUGUUAGCCUUCACCAUAUUCAAAUUUACAUUAUAUAAAUUAUUUAAAGCAUUUUAUAAUCUAAAAUAAAUAUUUAACGAAAAAUA